UCACACAUAACAAAGGAGAGAAGCGGUCUCUCGGCGCCCUUUUCAACCCAGCGUUAACAAGGAAAACAACCAUUGCCCCAAGGCAUCAUUGAGCCAUGCCCGAUAAUGCCUAUAGCUAUAUCCGCCUGCGGAAUCUGAGGGCGGGCGUGGCCGGCGACUCGCCUCACGACGAUAACCAUCGCCCUUCGGCGAAGCACCAGGCACGCUCGAGGGUUCUCCUCAUCCGCUCAAAGCUGAAAUCGAUUAUCUUGGCAGCCUCGCUCGUCUUCAACUGCUUCUUCCUUCUCAAGAUUCUAGCGAUAAACAGUGUACGCGACCGGCUGGUCACAUACUCACCUGCUCAGGAGGCUAUUCAGUACGAGAGAGUCGUGUUUUCGAGUGCCUUUGGUAUCGAAACAUCCCCGUUCCAAGGCGAACCUUCCCCAGAAAACGACAAGCUCUGGGCAAACCUCUACGACUUCGCAAUAUCGAGGAUCAGCACGGCCGAGGCUCGCCACAUGGACAAUAAAACCUUGCCAAUCCCAAACGAUCGUGGCAGAUAUAUCGUUCAGCUCGCCGUAUUCCAUCAGCUCCACUGCUUGAACAUUCUCCGAAAGGGCAUCUACGGUGCCGUGGAUAUGUCAAACACCGAUGACCUCCUUGGGAUAGAGCAUAUGGACCAUUGCGUCGAUAUUCUACGGCAGAGUAUCAUGUGCAACAGCGACGUCACACCCACGACAUUCGCCCGUAAAUCGCUUGACUCCGACAUGAAGCUUGUCGCCGAGGUUGUUCAUUCUUGUCGGGAUUUCACCAAAAUUCAGCAGUGGGCAUGGAACAGGCGUCUCAAGUCAGAGUUGGACAAGACAACACUGGUCACCGACGACCCUCUGGGCUGGGGAACGUACACGUACUCACCCUGAAAAGUCGGGGGUCGAAAGGAAUGCGG
This is a messenger RNA of Gaeumannomyces tritici R3-111a-1, 925 nucleotides long. RefSeq lists its product as hypothetical. NCBI's taxonomy places the organism in Eukaryota, Fungi, Ascomycota, Sordariomycetes, Magnaporthales, Magnaporthaceae. The coding region runs from base 96 to 899 and encodes 267 amino acids. The transcript is spliced from 5 exons. The record is from RefSeq and is a predicted model, not a curated record. Gene Ontology annotation, biological process: mycotoxin biosynthetic process.